CAGGUUGUAAUAGGGCCCCUGGGUCAGGGAAGACAACAUACUGUGCGGCAAUGGCCCAGUUCUUAGAAGGUUUGGGACGUCAGGUAUCCGUCAUAAACCUGGAUCCUGCAAAUGACAAUGUGCCUUACAGGUGUGAUGUUGAUAUUUCCGAACUUAUAACAGUGAAUGAUGUAAUGGAACAUCUAAAACUGGGGCCAAAUGGAGGUUUCGUUUACUGCAUGGAAUACCUGGAAAAGAAUAUGGACUGGUUGCUAAAGAGACUGACACCAUUGAAAGACAAGUACUUGCUUUUUGACUUACCAGGACAGGUGGAACUGUAUACUCAUAACAAUGCAGCACGCAAUAUUGUGAAGCAGCUAGUAGACACUGAGGAUUACCGGUUGGUUGCCAUUCAUCUUGUGGAUUCUCACUACUGUAGUGACCCUGGGAAGUUCAUUGCUGUGCUGCUGACCUCCUUAACUACCAUGCUGCAAAUGGCUUUACCCCAUAUCAAUGUACUAUCCAAAGCCGAUCUUAUAGAAAAGCAUGGCAGGCUAGACUUCAAUUUGGAUUUUUAUACUGAAGUCUUGGAUCUGUCAUAUCUCCUUGGGCAUUUGCAGGAUGAUCCAUUGCUCAGCAAGUACAAGCGACUGAAUGAAGUCAUAGUUGGCGUUGUUGAGGACUACAGCCUGGUCAAUUUUAUUCCACUCAAUGUGCAGGACAAAGAGACCAUGCUCCAGGUCAGAAAGGCUGCUGACAAGGCUAGUGGCUAUGUGUUUGGUGAAGGGGAAGACCGUACUCUGGAAGGUCUCAUGUCAUGUGCUGUAGGUGCAGAAUUUGAGUAUGAGAAGAUCAAGAAUGUGAGAGAGAAAUACAUGGACACAGAGUAAUCAAUGGAUGUCGAACAUUUAUGAACAGCAGUCUUUUGUUAUCAAGGUUACAGAAAUUCAGAAAAAUUUGUCCAUCAGAGCAAAAAUUGCUAAAAAGCCUUAAAGUUAUCAAAUAAAGAUUUUAUGUUACAUUACCUUCAUAUCAAAUCACCAGCUAUCCCACCAAACUCUCUGUCAAGAAAGUGAAAAAAUUUAUGCUGUAAGAAA
Messenger RNA from Pomacea canaliculata, 1076 nucleotides. Its product is annotated as GPN-loop GTPase 2-like. The record is from RefSeq and is a predicted model, not a curated record. Gene Ontology annotation, molecular function: GTPase activity. Lineage: Eukaryota; Metazoa; Mollusca; Gastropoda; Architaenioglossa; Ampullariidae. Bases 51 to 869 code for a protein of 272 amino acids. The transcript is spliced from 5 exons. Gene Ontology annotation, cellular component: cytoplasm.